AUGGGGGCUAUGAAUGUGCUCAAAGCAGAGAUGGAUGUGAGGACUGCAGACAACCAGCCAAAAUUCACAGAUGUCUGCGAAUGGAUGGCUGAGAAGCUGAGCUCUGAUGGGGAGAGGUCGGCUUACCAGAAGCAGGUCGAGGACCUGCUGGCUGGGUGUGAAGCAGUGGCUGGAACUGGGACGACCUCCUUUCAGUCCUCAGUCCCCAGUCCUGCAGAUCUCCAAGAAGGUGCUUGUGGCAGGAUGUUGAAGCGGUUCCCUUUGAGACUGUGGCAACUGGGGGGUCAUGAAGCCUCACAUGUCAAGGGGGCCCCACAACUCCAUGGAGUUCGGGACAACAUGCAGAAGUUCAUGACUGGGAUGGGGUGUGAAACACACAAGUUCCCGUUGGAGAUUCUGUUCGACUGGCCAACUGCAUGGAAACCAGCUGGCACUAGUCCGGUUCCUGGCUCACCAAUCGAGCCCUUCAGUGUCGGAGUCAGCAUUGGGACGACUGUUACCAUGGCAUGCCACCUUCUCAUUUAUGCGGCCAUGAAGAUUGAUUGGUUGAACAGUCCAAGCGUCCUAGACCAUGUCAAGAAGGAUCUGGCAGUUCGGUUCGACAAGGUUGUGGCGGCCAAGGUGAUGGCAGGAUCGCGCAAGGUUCGGAGGGACAUGAUGCAGGAGGUGAUCAACCGCCACAACAGGUUCUUUAACCCAACCAAGCAGCUGAGUGGCAACCUGAAAGUCUCACAGGUCUGGCAUGAAAUUGUGAAGUUCUCUUGGGAGAAGAUCGAGGAGGUGUUGCACAGACUGCAGGCCAAGUGGAAUGGCAAGAUCCAGGAGUAUAUCGACAGGCAGCAGCCCCCCCCCAUUCAUCAAGCAUCCAUCUGUGCAGGCUUCCGUGAUUCUGGCAAAGAGUCCCAAGUCUACCUCAUGGCUUGUGUCAUGGUGCACUUUAAAGACCAGAUGAAGAAGGACAUGACUCCGGAUGAGUUCAACAAGAUGAUGAGCCAUUGGCGUUUGGGACAUUUGGACGGGAAGCUCUUCCCCGAGGUGGUUGCCAUGAGGCCGGAUUUCAGCUUGACCGACUUGGGGCUCCGAAUGCAGCAAGAGGAGGCUGUGACAAAUCUUGCAGUCCUGCAGUCCUCUGACCUGUUGGAUGAUGAAGCUACACAGGAGCAAGUGCGCAGCCUUACCAACAUUGCAAGGUCCCUCAAGAGAGAGCAGGAUGAGAUGCGAGGCUAUCGUGUUGCAUCCCAGCGACACAUGGUGCAGACAGUGGCAGCCGAAGCUGAGUACCAGAAAUCCAUUGCACAGGGUGUAGAAAGUGCGUGGGUUGAGCACUCGAUCUACUAUCAGGUCAGUGCCACCAAGACAUUGGGAAUGGGGCAGGCAUUCGAACAUGCGACACAUAGGACUCUUGCCAGUCGUUUGAUGCAGGAUGUGAAACAGAUUCCAGUCAUCAGUGUGAUCAACAUUCCCAUGCUGGGAGCCACUGCCUCAUCAUGUCUGAAGGCAAUGGUCAGUCACAUGGCUUCGGAGCUCCAGGCAUCUUGCAAUCUUACAAUCUACCUGGUCGUUCCACCCAACCAGGUUGUUUUCGGUUUGGGCAGGCUCUCCAAGACCGAACGUGAGGACAAGGUUGCGGCUCACCAGGCCGCCUGGAAGUCCGAGAUUGAAAGUAUCCCUGAUGUCAAGCUGGUGAAGGCCACUGCACUGUUCGAUCAUGAGUCGAUGUACAGUGAUGAUCGACCACUUGGUGUUGAGUUGUGGAUUGUCCAAGCAGCAGCUGCAGAGCAACAUGUUUUCCAGUCCUCUGUCCUGCUGAAACGGAGAGCAAUUCCAGGGCUCAUGUCUUGUUUCCCGAGACAGUCCAUGAAAAAUUUCGCAAAGGACAUGUCGUUUGUGACGGGUGGCAAAACAAACGGUGAUCAAGACCUGGAGCGCAAGCAGUGGUACUCUGGUGCUGGCUUCCUGGCGGAGGUUCUCACAUCCUUCGUGAAGGGCACAAAGCUGACAGAGAAGCACACUGUCUUGGUACGGGACGAGACAUUGUAUGAUGCAGAGCUCAGCAUUGCAGUGGCCAACUUGAAUGCUGUCAAGAACAUCACUUGCCCGAAGUUUGCCUAUGUCGGGAUUGCAUGGGCUGGCAACAGCACGGCUAAGGAUCAGAUUGUGGCAAAUGUGGAGGAAGUCUGCACUGAGUAUGUCAAGGCAGCCAUUUCCAGGAAUGAGUACAAUCCUGUUUCGCUUCCCCCCUCCCUGCUGUCUCGCCCAGUCUUGCAGUCCAGCAGUCCUCCAAGCCUGAAGUUGGAGUUGUUUGAGCUGACACAGCCCACUGCAAACAACGAGCUGCACUGGCUCCGGGACACCAUCACCAAAGCUAAGGCAUGUGGAGAUGUGUUGCUUCCUGACAGUGAGGUCUGGAAAGGGCAGGGGUGGACGCAGCUGUUCCAGAAGCACAAUGAGGAGUUCAACCCCGCAGAGGUCAUCCGAGCCAAACGUGGUCCCGACACAGAUGUUUCAGUGUUGCAUGUGGACAACACUGCAGAGACAGCAUUGCCAUCAGUCUUGCAGUCCUCAGACCUGGAGCACAUGGGCAAAUGUCAGUUGCCAGGGAUGACCACCCAUGAGUUCUACGUGAGCUCGGCUGGUGACUUGUACGUCAGAGGCCUCACAGACUGCAUCCUUGAAGGGGCUCAGUUCCAGAUUCACGGAUUCUUCAAGACAGGCCGUGAGGCUUCAGAGCUGAUGUCCAGUGCGCCGGAUGCUGUCUACCCUUACAAGCUCACUGAGGAGUCCAUGGUGUUGUUGCGUGGCAAGGCCGGCAAGACCCUGCCAGCAUCUGUCCAUCAGUUUGGAUGCAAGCCUGGGAAAGUGAAGGACAUCAUGAAUGCUUUGCUAGUGUCGGGCAACCCCAAAGCAUCGAUCCACCUGCAUUCGUGCGAGAACACAGUCAAUGGGAACUCCGUGGACUGGAAGGUCGUUGCCCUCGAGCCGGCUUGCCUCAAACCCAGUGUCGAGGAGGCCCCUGAGGACGGGAACCAAAAGUUCCCACCAGCUGUGGUGCCGCAUGUGAAGCUGUCCAGUUUUGUGAAUCUGAGCAAUCUAUCCCAAUUCGAUGUGGUUUUCUGUUUAGAGUAUGAUGACCAGGCCAACAAGCUCAAAGGCAUGAUGCCUCAGGCAAUCAUGAAGUGCAAGGCCAAAGUCUCCAAGGAUUCCAUUGCCAAGAUGUGA
Messenger RNA from Symbiodinium necroappetens, 3219 nucleotides. The record is from the annotation of a GenBank genome assembly. NCBI's taxonomy places the organism in Eukaryota, Dinophyceae, Suessiales, Symbiodiniaceae.